ACCUGUUUCGCCGCCUUCCUUCCAUUUCCUUUCAUUUCUUCCAUUACAAAGAAGAAAACAUGGCCGAGGUGGUGGGAGGAGCGCUUCUCUCUGUUGUCUUGGAUGCUUUAUUCCAAAAAAUGAAUCGGGAGGUGCUUGACUUCUUUCGGAGAAGAAAACUCGACGACGGGUCCUUAAGAAAGCUAAAGAUAGCAUUGGAGUCUGUGAAUGCGGUGGUCGAGGACGCAGAGGAGAAGGAACUCACAAACCCUGCUGUGAAAAAGUGGCUUGAUGAGCUGAAAGAUGCUGUUUUUGAUGCACAAGACAUCUUGGAUGAGAUUGAUACAGAAAUCCAGAUACGCAAGUUGCGUGCUGAGUUUCAGUCAACUCCAAGGAAGGUACGAUACAUUGUCUCUACUUUUCUUAAUCCUUUUUUCAAGCAGAUACAGCGGAAGAUGGAAGAGGUAUUCGACCGACUAGAAUAUCUAGCAAAAAAUAAUAAUUUCUUAGGUCUAAGGGUAGGUGUUGGAGGAGGAGAAUCAUCAGAAAGAUUGCCCACGACUUCUUUGGUUGCUGAAGCUGGUAUAUUUGGUAGGGAUAAUGAUAAGGAGGAAAUAAUUAACUUGUUGCUCUCGCACGAUGCAAGCGGAGGUGAGAUGUGUGUGAUUGGCAUAGUGGGUAUGGCGGGAAUUGGCAAGACCACCCUUGCUCAGCUCAUAUACAACGAUCGGAGGGUGAGGGAGCAUUUCGACCUUGAAGCAUGGGUAUAUGUUUCACACGAGUUUGACGUGUUCAGCGUAACAAAAACAAUUCUAGAGGCAGUAACUUCGUCAACUUGUGAUAUAAAGGAUCUGAAUCGGCUUCAAGUUACACUCAAGGAGAAGUUGAUGGGGAAAAAAUUCCUGCUUGUUUUAGACGAUGUAUGGAAUAAGAAUUAUAUUGAUUGGGAGAUCUUAAGCAAACCCUUCAAAUUUGGGGAACAAGGAAGCAGUGUGAUUGUAACCACACGUGAUAAUGAUGUCGCAUCUGCUGUACGCUCUAGUGGGACUCAUUGUUUGAAAAGGCUGUCAGAAGAUGAUUGCUGGUCGGUAUUUGCAAACCAUGCACUCCACAAUGGUAAGUUGCACUACAUUAAAAAGCUUUCAGGGGUAGUUUGGUAA
Messenger RNA from Corylus avellana, 1139 nucleotides. The record is from RefSeq and is a predicted model, not a curated record. NCBI's taxonomy places the organism in Eukaryota, Viridiplantae, Streptophyta, Magnoliopsida, Fagales, Betulaceae.